UUAGCACCACUAGGCGCUAGGUUCUCUUUGUUUGUAUUGUAGUCUGCGGUUAGCAUUAGCACAUGAUUAGCACAGAUGUUAGUUGGGUACCUACCACCUACGUUAACGUCGUCUGUCGUUAAUUUAUUGGAUAGGUAACUUACAUUACUAUGGACAUUGAACUGGUUGAACAAAGUCAAUAAUGAUUGUGUGCCAAUAUUAUUUUUCAGUUAUAUGUAAUUAUUAAUUUCUAUUUCUAGUAGUAUGUACAUAAACGGCUAAUAAAAUAAAUAAAUAACGCAUUAAAACAGACGUGACGACUUAUGAGUCAUUGUAUCAUAACUUUGUGAUAAGUGAUAAUGAAUGAUAAGAGCGAUAACGAAUGAAUAACUACUUACAAUACAAUACAGUGAUAAGUUAAUAUUCACCACAAGCCAGGGUUUGUGUCAUUCUAUAUUAUGUACGAAUUUAACAAAACUAUAAUAAAUAAUACGGUGAAAAGUUAAAUCAGUAUGAAGAAUUCCCAUUUAUCAAUAGAGGGGCGUGACUACGACAAUGUUUCAUUUAUAAUUGGUUUGAGCCUGGCUAUAUCGUCUAGUAUAUUUAUUGGCUCUAGUUUCAUUAUUAAGAAGGUGGCUUUAAGGAAAAUUAAUUCCUUGGGUGGUGUAAGAGCAUCUGCCGGAGGUUAUGGAUAUCUCAAACAAUGGAUGUGGUGGCUGGGCUUGAUAACAAUGGGGGUGGGGGAGGCCACAAAUUUGCUGGCAUAUGCUUUCACCCCGGCUGCACUGGUAACUCCACUGGGAGCUCUCAGCGUACUUGUAGCUGCUGUACUCUCAUCGAGAUUCCUGAAUGAAAAACUUAAUUUUAUUGGAAAAAUUGGUUGUUUACUCUGUGUUGUUGGCUCUAUAAUGUUUGUGAUACACUCACCAAAGUCUGAAGAGAUCAAAACUUUUGAAGAAUUAGUUAAUAAGCUAACAGACUGGUUCUUUCUUAGUUAUGUAGCCAUAAUAUUUGUAAUGAGUUUCAUAAUUAAAAUUGUCUUUGUCCCUAGGUUUGGAAAUACAAAUAUUUCAAUUUAUCUCUUAAUGUGUUCUGCUAUAGGUAGUUUAACUGUUGUGUUUUGUAAGGCAGUUGCAUUAGGCAUAAAAGAAAGCUUGAGUGGAGGUAAAAGCAAUUUUAGUCAUUAUAUGUUUUGGUUACUAUUUUUUACUUCUGUGAUAUGUAUAAUGAUACAGAUGAACUAUCUUAAUAAGUCUCUGGAUAUCUUCAAUACCAGUAUUGUUACUCCAGUUUACUAUGUAAUGUUCACAGUGCUAGUUAUAAUUGCAUCAGGUAUUCUGUUCCGGGAAUGGGAACACAUGAAGGCCAAUGAUAUUUUAGGAUGUAUCUGUGGUUUUAUAGUGGUCAUAGUAGCAGUCUUCAUGUUAAAUGCAUUUAAGGAUGUACAAAUUUCAUUCAAAGAUUUGAAUCUUAACUCUAGAAAUAGAAGAAAUUCCCAUGGUUUAGAAGUAAGACCAGAAACUAGUAAUUACAUGAUGGGUAAUCAAAGAAAUGUUAGUCUGCAUUCAUGAUCUUGGGUACAUUCCAGUUGAAUUAAAAAAUUAGUUAAAGGUACAAAAGUAUGAUAUUUAUUAAGAGUACAGUAAUAUUAUUGUUUCCAGACUAGAAUUAUAUUACUCUGAAUAUUACUAAUACAAUUGCACAUGACAAUCACUUCUUGAGAUUAUUGUUAUUCUUAAAGAAA
This is a messenger RNA of Pectinophora gossypiella (pink bollworm), 1723 nucleotides long. RefSeq names its product magnesium transporter NIPA2 (gene spict). The transcript has 3 exons. Gene Ontology annotation, cellular component: membrane. NCBI's taxonomy places the organism in Eukaryota, Metazoa, Arthropoda, Insecta, Lepidoptera, Gelechiidae. The coding region runs from base 492 to 1550 and encodes 352 amino acids. Gene Ontology annotation, molecular function: magnesium ion transmembrane transporter activity. The record is from RefSeq and is a predicted model, not a curated record. Gene Ontology annotation, biological process: magnesium ion transport.